AUGGCGAACAACGAAUUAUGUUCUUGCACAGAGAAUUCACCAAGAAAUAAUCAAAUAUUCUCCCAAACACCUUGUAUUUUUUGUAAUUGUGAUUGGGAAUCGAAAAUUGGUCGCAGAAUUGCUGUCAGUCUUGUACUUUUAGAGAUUAAACGAUUUUUCCUCUUGGCUUUAGAAAUGAUGAUUGAACUUUCAGUUCUUCAAUUUUCCGGAGCAAUAAAAUCAAUUAUUCUCAGCUUUGUCGAUGUUGCUCUAGGAAUUCCUUGUGCCCUUGCAGCAAUUUCUUCAAUUCGCAAGCGCCAGGAACAACCACGUUAUUCGAAAGUGAAAAUUCUCUUGAAAUGUGUGGUAUUAAUAAUAGUUAUAUGUGCCAUACUGAAUAUAGUGACCUUAGCCUCGAUUGCCUAUCAUGUAAGCGUAAAACAAAGCACAAUAAAGGGAAUUUUUAAUUUUUCAAUGAAUAAUUAUCUUAACGACAAUUAUUACAAAUAUAAUUUGGAUGAAAUUCAAUUUGAAUUACAAUGCUGUGGACAUACGACUUAUACUGAUUGGUUUCUCCUCGAUUGGAAGAAAUCAGAUCAUGUAUCGCGCAAGAAGAAAAAUAAUAAUCUACGGGCAAUAAAUUCAGAUAAAGAGUUUAGGGAUCGUGAUGUGCCUUUCAGCUGCUGCAAUAUUCAUUCUUUGCUGUCUUGUGUCAAUAUAAAAAUGACAGAAGCAGAUGUUAAAACAAUUAACUCUCUUGGUUGUUCAAAAAUAUUGAGUUACAUUCUCAUCAGAAUUGUCAUUUUUGGUUAUAUAAUGACAGCAUUGGUUAUCAUCAUCUACAUCAUUUUGCUUUAUUUUAUAAUAAAAAUUACACGAAAACCUCUUCCACAGGAUUGCCCUUCGGAUUGUUCUUGUCUCUCCACCGAAAAUAGUUCACCCAGAUGUCCAUUGUUGCUACAAAAUUCUCCCUGUAGUUGUAGUUCCAGUUCAACGUCGCUUUCGGUAGGAAAAGAAAUACCCUGUUCAAAAAAUUCUUUUCAAACAUUUAGAAAAUCCUCAUUUUAUUGGCGCAAUAAUUCAUUUAACAAAAGAAAAAGAAUAACAACAAAAAAAAGUUCAUACUCAAGUUACAGUGAUGAAGAAUCGUCAAUGGAAUAUUAUGUAAAUCGUGAAAUUGCCCAAAUUAAGCCCAGUGUUCAUAAACAGCAUGAGAUUUCUCAAAAAUCAUCAAAAUCUUCAGUAAUUUUGUCUAAAGUAGAAUAAAUUUUAUUAUUCAAGAAAACUUGACCUAGGAGAAUAAAAAUAAAUCGAGAAAAUAGAAAGUAAAAAAAAAAAAACUAAAGGACAAUCAAAAACAAAUAUUUAUUUCAAGAUGAGGACUUAUCGUUUCUUGAGGAAGGCUCUUCUCUUUUCUAUCCUAAUCUCUUUAGAUAAGAUAGCGUACGAUCACGUAUUAAUAAACUUCAGAUAAAAAAAAAAACACAAUGAUUAAAAAAAAAAUCGUAUUUUUCUUGUUACUUUCAACUUAUGGGUGGUCGAAAAAUUAGAAAUUUCUUUUUUACCUCGUUUUUCAUUGUUAAACACCCGUGUAUAUCAGGUUGCAUACAAACAGGAAAAUCUUCUCCAAAACAUUGUUUUUUAAAUUGAAAUUUUUUUUCCAUAAAAAGAAUUUUUCAAAAUAAAAUUAUUAUUUAAUUUUUUUUUUUUUUUUAGAAAGGAAAAAAGAAAUAUUUUUACAAUUUUUCUAUUUAUCUAACUAUAUCUAAACGACCUACUUUUAUGACGCUGCCAAAAAAACAGGUGGUAAGACGAAAUUAUUCACGUAAUUUGUUGAAAUUUCGUCGCGUUACAUUAUGACGUUUUCAAAUCGACGAUUGAGUGACGUCCUCAUUGACGUCUAGAAUUUAAUUUUCAAAGAAUAAAGUAAUUCUUUACUAAAAAUAGCAUUUUCCAAUUAUUGCAAAAGAAAAGUAUUUUCGAAAAAAAAUUUCCUUAUUUUUAAAUUUCGUCCAUUUCUAGUAUUUUUUUCUUGAAUUUAAAAAAAAAAAAAUAAAAAAAUUAACUACGAAUUUAAUUAUAACAAAGAGAAUGUUUAAUGAAAUGUUAUAUCAGUUUUUGAAUGAAUUGAGAAAUGACUUAAUUGGAUGCAAUUUGCAAUGUAAGACCAAAAUUAUUAUCCAUUUAAAAUUCAUUAAAAAAUAUUGUCAGUCAUUUGUUAAUAAUACAAAACCGGAUAUAAACAAAUUUUCACGAAAUUGUUUUGACAAGUGCGUGUUCCUUGUCAUUUAUUUGUUCAAGUUAACAACAACUUUCCCUGAAUAAUAAAUGAUACUCGGAAAUCUUUUAUCUUAUUUUUAUGGUAAGAAGAAAAAGAAAAAAAAAAAAGCCGGAUAAAUUCCAAGAAACAAUUUUCCCCGUUAAUUUAUAGUUUUUUGUUUGGAUUUUUCUUGUAAAAAAAAAGAAAAUUAUUGAUAAAUUUUCGUUUUUUUUAUUUGUUCGUAUUUUUUUUUUUGAAAAUGAAUUCACAAGCUAAGUAAAAUGAUACACUCUCGGUGCUUUUAGACGAGUCUGACCCGGCUUGUAAUAGAACGACCGCGUUGCGCUUUGCAUUUCUGGCGUUCCAGUCGUUGACACGAAAACAAAAACAAAAAAAAAAAUUAAAUAUUUAGAACAGGUCGCGAUUAAUGUGACAAAAAUAGUUUGUACAGUUUAGAAUUUUUUUUCCAAAAUUCAGUACUCGAAAUGUUUCACUUUUCAAUUUUAAAAAAUUAAUUUCAAUUUCAAAUAUUAAUAAUUUUUAAAUCUAUAGUUUUUUUUAUACAAUUUUUCUAUAUUCUAUAAGUAA
This is a messenger RNA of Leptopilina boulardi, 2827 nucleotides long. RefSeq names its product RDS/peripherin-like protein xRDS35. The coding region runs from base 1 to 1245 and encodes 414 amino acids. Gene Ontology annotation, biological process: visual perception. Gene Ontology annotation, cellular component: membrane. The transcript is spliced from 5 exons. NCBI's taxonomy places the organism in Eukaryota, Metazoa, Arthropoda, Insecta, Hymenoptera, Figitidae. The record is from RefSeq and is a predicted model, not a curated record.